Molecule: messenger RNA, 1375 nt
Organism: Coccomyxa subellipsoidea C-169
Lineage: Eukaryota; Viridiplantae; Chlorophyta; Trebouxiophyceae; Coccomyxaceae
Exons: 5
Coding region: 1-1062 (353 amino acids)
Cellular component (GO): chloroplast envelope
Source: RefSeq, a predicted model, not a curated record
AUGCCAAAUGAUGACAGAGCCCAGACCGGAUUGCAGAAAGCUCUAUCAUUCAUCCAGGCGCAAUUUCUACCCCUGGCGCUGCUUGCAGCUAUGAUUGUCGGGUACUUGUUUCCGGGCCCGGGUUUGAGGGCGGCGGAUGCGGGCCUGCAGAGCCUGACAACUACAGGCAUCUUCAUCAUCUCCGGGCUGGGCCUGCGCCGCGGCGAGGCGCUGCGCGCGCUGUCGGCCUGGGGCGCCAUCCUGUACGGAUUUGCUUCUAUAUUGUUCAUCACCCCUCUUGCAGCGCUGGCUGUGCUGCGGCUGCCCCUGGGCUCGCCCGAGCUCGCCUUUGGCCUGGCCGUCUUCUGCUGCAUGCCCACCACGCUCUCCAGCGGCGUGUCACUCACGCAGGCAUUUGGUGGAAAUGCAGCGCUGGCGCUGCUGCUGACAGUGGGCACAAAUCUGGUGGGCAUCUUCACGAUGCCCUUUAUGCUGUGCUGGCUGCUGGGCGCCGGCAACUCCGCCGUGAGCCUGACCCCGGGGCCGCUGCUGCGCUCCCUCAUGCGCACCAUCCUCGCUCCGCUGCUCGUGGGCGCAGCCGCACGCGCCUUCGUCCCUGGUGUGGCAGGGCAGGUCGACAAGAACAAGAAGGCGCUGGCGCUGCUGAGCGCGUGCCUGCUGGCGCUGGUGCCCUGGAUGCAGAUCAGCCGCGCGGUGUCGUCCACCGUCGACGUCAGCCUCACCGCACUCGCCAAAGUCGUCGCCGCCGGCGUGGCAGUCCAUUUGGUGUACUUGGCCUUCAACAGCGCCGCCGUGCAGCUGCUGCGCAUCGGCGGACCGCCCGGCAAAGAAUCUGCGGGGGAGCGGCGGGCUCUGAUUCUGGUGGGGAGUCAGAAGACUCUCCCCAUAGCUGUGACGGUGUUGGGCCAACUGGGCUCCGUCUUGCCAGGGCCUGUGGGCAUAGCAGUCGUGCCAUGCGUGGUUUCCCACCUGAGCCAGAUCCUCAUAGACUCCUUCCUGGUGUCGCACUGGUUGCGCCAGGAUGCUGACAGCCAGCAAGAGCUGAAAGGCAGAACAGCUUAGCUGCAUAGUAAUCAGAAGCAAGUAUUAUGCUGUCAUUUGCACAGGCGAGGGCGUUGAAAGAGCGCUGAUUCUGGUGACCAGCCAGAAGACCCUGACGGUGGCCGUGCCUGUCUUGAGCAGCCUAGCACAACAUUCAGCACAUACUGUCACAGCCAGCACGGCAGCACUAGCUGUCGUGCCUUGUGUAUUUGUCCAUUUGCUCCAGACGGUCAUAGACUUUGUCAUUGUUGCUCAGUGGAUUAGACGGGACAGUGUCAGUGAACAAGAGGAUCAUUGGCCCAAGGAUGCAAGAGUUGUAAAAUAGCUUACAAGA